This is a messenger RNA of Coprinopsis cinerea okayama7#130, 880 nucleotides long. RefSeq lists its product as hypothetical. The record is from RefSeq and is a predicted model, not a curated record. The transcript is spliced from 2 exons. The coding region runs from base 170 to 415 and encodes 81 amino acids. Lineage: Eukaryota; Fungi; Basidiomycota; Agaricomycetes; Agaricales; Psathyrellaceae.
CAAAAAAUGGCUCGCAGUCGCUCGUCCACCCCAGACCGCCGGGACAUCGAUAUGGACCUCGACUCCCGUCCUACAGGCGAUACCAACAAACCCGACGCCAAAGUUGUCAUCGUCACCAACCUCACCCGCAACGUUGUCGAAUCACACCUGCGCAUCGUAUUCGGAUUCUAUGGCGAAAUCACAAAAGUCGACCUCCCUCUGUUUGGAAAAUCCGGCCAAAAUCGAGGAAAAGCAGCACUCGAAUUUGCAGACGCGUCGUCAGCCCACAAGGCAGCGUCGCACAUGGACGGCGGACAACUCGACGGAGCAGUUCUCAAGGUUGAACUUUCAGAUUUACCCAUCCGGUCCCGUUCACGUACACCCCCUCCCCGUCGUGGUCGCAACGGUCGGGGACGUUCCUACUCGAGGUCGCUAAGCCGUUCGCGCUCCCCAUCCCGGUCUCGUUCCCGUACAAGGUCCCGAUCACCACCCUACCGAAGAGGAGGAGGAUAUGGAAGAGAUAGAGACUGGGACAGGGACAACUACCGAGGUGCAAGAGGAGGAUACGGAGGUCGACGAGGAGGCGGUCAACUGGGAAGGGACCGCGACCUCUACCGUCCAAACGUGAACCGCUCGCGCUCCCGUUCCCCAAUCCGGCGCGGUGGAGGCUACGACAGUCGACCCUUCCCUCGUCGACGCUCUCCAAGCUAUACUCGGGGCGGCUAUGGACGAGGUCGGCGCUCAAGGUCUCGCUCGCGUUCACGCUCGUCCAGGAGGUCAUCGAGAAGCUAUUCUGUCCGCUCCAGUCGCUCUCGUACUCGGUCCUACUCUUCGCGCUCCCGUUCUCGGUCGAGGUCGUACUCUUCUUAUAGUCGCAGCCGUAGUCGUACCCGCUCUCGCU